Messenger RNA from Corylus avellana, 1201 nucleotides. Lineage: Eukaryota; Viridiplantae; Streptophyta; Magnoliopsida; Fagales; Betulaceae. The record is from RefSeq and is a predicted model, not a curated record.
UUUUUGUAGUGCUUGCAGGAAUGGAAAAUCAAGGUAAUUAUGCAGUUGUGAUUAGAGAUUCAUAUUGAGAUGUACAGAGAUUCCAAGUUGGUUAAGUUUUGUCUAGAGUUUAGACUGUCGGAUAGAUUUGUAUAAAUGCCUUGUACGACAUAGCUUUGGGUAUUUUUUGUAUAAAGAAAAGUAUUUUAACAGUAUUUUUUUGUAUUGAUAAUUACAGUUUUUCCGCUAUAUGAGAUUAUUUCAGCGUAACAUUCGUGUUUAUCUACAAGAUAAACGAAGAGAAAUAUCAGGAUGUUACAAAAGGAGCCGAGGAAGGUGGUGUCGGCAAGGGAAGGCCAUCGGGGAGCUAACAUAGCUGAUGGGUGUUCUCCGGCAAGCGGUUCUGUGGAACCACCUUCUUCGUUGACGUGGCUGAGUGACCCAGCCCUGGGCAUUCUGGGUAAGGCGCCGACAGUUCUCCCUGCAUGUGUUCGCAGGGAGGUCUCGACCAGUUCUGUUUUGCCGGCUCUCUCGGGGUCUACUACCGGUGAUCGUGCGAAGUUUAAGAAGCCGACAUGUGGGAGGGGGGAUGGAAAAAGGGGAGAGAGGAGGUUCAGGCCAGCUAGUUUCUGUCAAGCCGGGGCAGCCGGUGCAGUUGCCUGGAAAGGAGGAGUCCGAUAUUCAGGGAGAGCUUUCUCCGGGGCUUGAGAGAUGGGAUUUGCUGGGUACGGGACAGAAGAUGAUGGGAAAGGAAUUGGGGGAAGGAAAAGUUUCUGGGCAGAAGUCGCUUGAGAAGCAGGGGGAGAUUCCACUGGGUCUUGAGAAGUGGGAGCUGCCAGGCUCGAUCCACUCUUUGAGGUUGAUUGUUGCUUUGGACAGCGUCCGUGAGGAGAGUCCUUUGUCUGUAUCAGACUCCUUAGCUGUGGUACCUUUUGCGGAUCAGGAGCCGAUUACGGUGGAGUUUGUAACUGAAUUCAGCAAGCUUGUGGGCGUCUCUUGUGAUGGAGAAGCUAGGAAGUUGUCGGAGGUCUUUGGGAUUAUCAUGGCUAAUACUGAGGGCAAUGGCAAGGAAGUGGGAGAGGCGGUGGAAGAGGGAGUGGCCUUGGAAGCACAUACGGGUAAUUAAUUAUGAGGGGCACAGUGGAAGUUCUUUGAGGGCUAGAAAUAAGGGGAGGGGUCAUCGAGCUGUUCAAUGAAGCCUAAGAUUCUUUCCUGGAAUGUG